CUCCAUAUUUUCCCAGAGGUACGUGGGAGAGGGGAUGGCCUCACAAAAAGGCCCAAUCGCAGGAAGACGGCACGACGAUGCCGAGGCGCCCACUCACCCCAACAGCUGCAAACACGGCGCUUCUCGCCAUCAAGCUAUUCAGUUCUUCCAACCAGGGAAACAAAAGAGAUCCUGCGCUUAUAAGCCAGCCGCCAUGAAUCCCCUCUUUCCUCACCUCACCCCACUUUUCCAUCUUCCAGCCCGCCACUCAUCCGCAGCCGCUGAAGACGAUGUACACCGCUCAGUCCAACAUGUUCGACAUCUUCGACGAGUACAUGAACCCUGACGCGAUGGCCGUGGACGGCCCGGACUUUGGCCACCACGAGGCUCUCGACUACUCAACUCACUUCAACUUCGUCUCCGACGACGCGCACGCCCACGCUGCGCAUGCCGCGACUGAGGAUUCUUGGGCCUGCUCUCUCCAACAUGGCGCUGACCAGCACGCAUCUCUAUCGACACACGCGGUCGAUCUCCCCUUCCCUACCAGCUCGUCGGCUGACACGGACUCCUUGAUGUCCGAAGCCAGCGAGCAGUCCUUCCUCAGUGACCUCUCCUCCUUCGACGAAGCCAACUCCCGCUGGCCGUCGCCAUUCCUCAAGUACAGCGCCGAGUCCCCCGUCCCCGAUGACGAUGCCCCUUCCCUCACCGUCAGUCCAACGGCCAUGCAUGCUCCUUUGGAACCUGCCAAGGUCGAGUCGCCUCUCAUCAAGCUGGAAGAGGUGGACAGGUUCCCCUCUCCUCAGCUUAUCCCCCUUCCCGAGCCUUUGCCUACCCCGCCGCGGUCGCGGAAGUCCUCUCUGGUUUCUACCCGCGUUGUCCGCAAGCUUCCCACCGUCGUCAAGAAGGCCUCAGCGUCACCGUCACUCCAGAUCAAGCGCUCCCCUUCACCAGUGGAUGCUAACAAGUAUCUGCCCUCCCCCAACCCCUCCAUCAAGCGUCCUCGGUCCCACGUCGAGGACUCCGACGACGAGGACGAGUACAAGAUGGAGGAGAGCGACGAUGAAGACGACGACGACUAUGUGUACGAGCCUCGCGCGCGCACGCGUGGCUUUCGCAAGGCGGCGCGCAAGGCCGUCGCAGCUGUCAGCCGCAACUUCGUCGGCGCUCGUCGCACCGCCGCCUCUGCUCUGCACUCCGGCUCCAAGAAGCCCCAAGCUCCCCGCCGCCAGCGCUGCCCCGGCGACCCGCCCGCUGUGCGUGGCCGCCCUCCCAAGGCCGGCCGCAUCAACGACCCCCGACCCAACAAGAAGGCCCGCAUCAACGCCCUGACCGUCUCUGACGAGGAGAUCAUGGCUCACCUCGCCCAAAAGCACUAUCGCAAGUCCAGUAGAGGGCGGUACCAGUGCCCCGUCUCCGGAUGUCACUGCGAACUCGGUCGGGAGGCGGACGUGCGCCGGCACCUGGUGAACCAGCACUCGGACCAGUCUGACGAGGUGCUGUACGCAGUGACGGACCCGAGAUACCGCAGGUGGUGCUUGGCGUGCGACCAGGUGCUCUCGCGGGCGGAUGCGCGCGAGCGUCACGAGCAUACUUGCAAGAAAUGGGAAAAGGAGAAGCACGGCGUGCCCACGCGGAAGGAGGUCAUUCCUGAUGAUUCCCAAGAAAGUCUCGACGAUUAACUGGUUCUGUCCCUGUUUCUCUCAUCUCGCAUCUUAUCUCUCGAUAUCUUUGUUGUGUCUUCUCUCCUAUCAAGUUUUGUCUCGCUGUAUUUUCUCUUUCUCCAUGAUAUCCCAUUUUCUCCUCUGUCUGUUCUCACAACUCACUGUAUCGAUACCCGCUUUGUCUACCUUGUAAUGAGCUCCUCGAUCCGCUUUGUAAUUUAUCCAGAUUCGCGAUGUCCUCAAUUCAAUUUCAUUGUUUGUGUCUAUCU
This is a messenger RNA of Schizophyllum commune H4-8, 1909 nucleotides long. RefSeq lists its product as uncharacterized. The record is from RefSeq and is a predicted model, not a curated record. The transcript has 3 exons. Lineage: Eukaryota; Fungi; Basidiomycota; Agaricomycetes; Agaricales; Schizophyllaceae. Bases 270 to 1658 code for a protein of 462 amino acids.